GUUUGCUUUUAUACAGCUUUCUGGAGCUGCUUCUGUUAGAUGAGUCUCAGGUGUGUCGCUGCUCAGAGCUUCAGGUAAAAGAUGGGUUCUUUCAAGGAUAAAAUUAAAAGAUCAUUCAAAAAAGGCUUCAGGAGACCUCAGAAGGACAGCAUCAGUCCUUCAACGAACAACAACAACGACCUGCAGGAAGGUCUUGUUCAUGAAAACCCUGCGGCUCAUGAUCUCUUUAACACAGCAGAAGUCSAGCGCUCUCAGGAACUUCACAACGUUCUCUCCUUCUCCCGGACCCGCUCCGAUGGAUCCAGUGGAUCAGAGUCGGACUCAUGGGAACACAUGCCACUGCUGAAGCCUCAAGACUUCCCCAAACCUCCAGCUGACCUGGACCAGGACCAGAACCUGAAGAAGCACCUGGUCAGUCUGUGGGGAAUAGUGUCUGCUGAGCUGGAAAGGUUCUGCCACUCUGGUUCUGGAGAGGAUCUGAAGAACAUGAUUGACAGCUGCCAUCAGCGGACCUUUAUCCACCUGCAUGGUCUGCUGCAGAAGAUCAGGUCCUCCGAGAACUGCUUUGUGCUGUUGACCUGGGUCAAACAAACAUACCUGAGGAGGAGUUCAGUAAGUCUCUGUCUAAAAUCCUGCAGCAGAACAGAACCCAGACCAUCGAUGAUGAAGAAACCUACGUCGGACUUUAUGUGGACGUAAUCCAGUACACCAGCUCCAUGAUCCAAAAGGCCCAAAGCACAAGUCCAGAACUUCACAAUGAAGUCCAGGAGGUUUGUUCUCAGGAGCUGAUGAACUUUGUUACAAGCUACACUGCAGAGCAGGCUGAAACCCUCAGAGCUUCGGUGCAGAAAACUGAUGAAACGAUUCAUUUCCUGAAGACUCUGAGGACCUGUGAAGAACUCAGAAAAUAUGUCCAACUGAAAGAAAACUUCAGCCUGAAAGAAGAAAUUACAUCAAAGCUCAAAGACAUGGAGGCUCUUAUUUUGAAACUCCUGAUGGAAAUAAUAACUGAGUUGGCUGAGAGAGACCUUCGAGGUUACUUUAAAAAACCCAGACACCAGAUGCAGCUGCUCACAGAUUUAAAGACUCGUUUCCCCAAAACGUCGUAUUUUAGAGACGAGCAGAAGGAAGUGAUGGCUCAGGCCUAUGAGGUCAUCGCUCACGUCUACCUGAAACGUCUGAUCAGGACCAGCCGGUGGAAGCUGAAGCUCUGGAGUUCRGCUGUUGGUCCGAAGGUCAGCUCGGACACCGAGGAGCUCCAGGGAACCAUCUUAGACCUGGCUCCGGGUGUUCAGCUGGGUAAAGUGAUGCUGCUCAGCGUUCCAGAGGUUCUGAAGAACAAAGACAUCGACACGCUGAAGCUCAUCCUCGCCGGUUCUCAGAAGGACUGCGGCAGGAGCAGCAAAGACCUGGAUCUGAUCCCGGACCUGCUGCGAUGGAAGGGUCUCUCCAGGUCACAGGUCACGGAGGUCCUGGAGGCCUUUCCCGAAGAUCUCAGACCCAGAACCGGAUACAGGUGGUCCUUCGGCUGCUGCUGCUGCUGAUGUGAYCCAGAGACAACACCAUUUCUGUUUAGACCCGGCGGGUCGGUGCAGCAGAACCGUUUUACAAAACUGACACUUUUCUUUUUUGUUUGAUUUUUUUUGCUUCAAGCUAACUGUUGCUAAUUUUAGUUAGCAUUUUGACUUUUAGCUACCCAUUUAUUUCUUUUGGCUUUUAGCUACUGUUUUKCUAUUUUAGGUACUUUAUAAAAGCUACUAUUUUUCUUUUGUUUUUAACUAGCCGCUAAGUUCUUUUGUGUUUAGCUUGUUUUUUUUCCCGCCUUUUUAACAUUUGAGCAUUGGCUAGUUUUAGCUAGCUUUUUAAUACUUUCCAUUUUUAGCUACCAUUUUGUUACAUUUAGCUUUUAAGCCAUUCUUGUGCCUUUUUUUGCCUUUUAGCUUCAAAAUUUUUUUAAUCUUUGGCUUUUAGCUAGCUGCUAACUUAUUUUGGGUCAAAUGUUUGUUUUUAUUUCAUUUAAGCUUUUUUGUAUUUGGUAGUUUAAGGUGGCUUUUUAAUACUUUUGACUUUCAGCAGCUCUUUUGUUUAUUUUAGUUAGCAUAUGCUACUUUUAGCUUUUGGCUAAAUGAAAAUCAUGCUGUAUAAAAAUGUACAUA
Molecule: messenger RNA, 2156 nt
Organism: Austrofundulus limnaeus
Lineage: Eukaryota; Metazoa; Chordata; Actinopteri; Cyprinodontiformes; Rivulidae
Biological process (GO): exocyst localization; exocytosis
Cellular component (GO): exocyst
Molecular function (GO): SNARE binding
Source: RefSeq, a predicted model, not a curated record